Molecule: messenger RNA, 4259 nt
Organism: Syngnathus acus (greater pipefish)
Lineage: Eukaryota; Metazoa; Chordata; Actinopteri; Syngnathiformes; Syngnathidae
Exons: 23
Coding region: 518-3946 (1142 amino acids)
Biological process (GO): signal transduction
Source: RefSeq, a predicted model, not a curated record
AUGCUCAGUGAACACAUCUUUACUUAAAAACUGAUGUAAUUAGGCGAGAAACAAAAGACCUUUACAGCAGUUCCAAUACAAAGAAGUUUUUUUUCUGCCGCACACAUACAUACAAAAACCAAGUGAGGUUUGGUGGCCUGCUUUUGUGGUGUGUGUGUUUCUUUUUCGGAGGGUGGAAAGUCGUUGAAGGAAAAACCCAGGGUGUCAUCAUGUGAAAACAGGAUGUGCAGGUAAGAGACGAGCAGAAGUCGCAGUAACGACUCACUGGUAAGUUGACUUACUAUAACACUUAUCAAUUCAGUUUCUUUUGUAGCACUGAAUAAUAAACCAGAGCAGAGGUGGACCAAAGGCUAGAAGAAUCAUCAUUGUUUUAUGAAGCAAAGCGAGAUAUGCUCUCUAAAUCUCUUUAUAGAUUUUUGUGUGGACCGGGAUUGUGUGUUUUGCCUUAUGACUUGUGUCGACACUUUUCACUUCCCUCACUUGUGAUGUUUCUUCAAGAGUUGUGUGAAAAGCAGUAAUGGCUUGUCUGCCCGCGCUAGCCAUAUUGCUCGCUGCGGCCAACACGCUCGGCCACAAGGGGUCACCAGACACCUACUAUGUCAGCGCAGGCCACCUCCUACUGCUCAAGUGUCCCAUCGCGGGUGAAAACGUCACGUGGGCCCGAGAAGAGGCGAUGGCGGGGACGAUGCCAUCUCUGCCCCCUGGCGUGGAAGUCAUAGACGACCUUCUGUACUUCCUGCCCGUGCAGAUGUCCCACAAUGGCACUUACAGUUGCGAGAGCACGGUCCAAAGCAGAACCGUCAAGAUUGACUUUUGCGUGUCGGUGUCCAAUGGACUUUGUCCUCCUGUGGCCGAAGUGAGGAGCAUCACCCUGGGGGUCACAAAGAGCCUCCCCUGCAAGCUGGACGACGUCCUACGACGCAACCACACGAGUAACAUACGGUGGCUGAGGGACUGCCGCCCGCUGGAGCGAGAGGGCGCAACUCUCAGCGUGCACGACAGCGGCUUGAGGCUGCGCAAGGCCACGGAGGAGGACGCCGGCACGUACACUUGCCUGGUGGACAUCAGCCUCCGUGGCAGGAAGUACACGUCGGCACGAAGCGUCCAGCUGGACAUAAACAACGAGUUGACACAGGCAGUUUUUAGCGAGCCUGAGGUGAUCCAACAACAGGAUCAAGUGCUCGUCGUAGACAUGGGUGCGCGUGUGGAGCUGAAGUGCUCGGCUUUGCUGGGCUACAGUCAGAAUGAGGAGACGACAAUGUUCUGGAUCGUAAACGGCAGUUUUGCUGACGAGGACCCGGAGCUCAAUGAGACGUUCCGCUUCACGCCAGACCAAGGCCGCGUGCUUGGCGAGUCCAUCCUGACCAUUUCCAGAGUUCUUCCUCGUUUCCUCAAUGUCUUCAUUCGCUGUCGGAUCCAGAGCCCUCUGAAGGUGAAAGAUUGCCAAGUGCAGCUCAGAGAAGCCAACCACAGCUGGUUCCACACUGGCGUGGCAGUGGGCGUGGCCACCCCGCUUCUUCUUCUACUUCUGGUCUUCCUGAUGCUCCUUUUCAAGGUGGACAUAGUGUUGGCAUACAGGAGGCUGCACGGAUAUUUUGUUACUCCUCAAGAUACCGAGUGGGUCCCGUACGACGCCUUGGUGAGCGUGGUCCCCGCCGAGACCAGCUCAAGCGUGGCGUCUGACUUUGCCCUGCAUACGCUGCCCGGCCGGCUGGAGGAACGACAUGGCUUCCGCCUCUUCAUCGCAGGCCGAGAUGACAUCCCGGGAGAAGCAAAACUCGAUGCCGUGGCGGCCACUUUGCGGAGAUGCCGCCGGCUGAUCAUCGUCGUGGUGUCGGCCAAGGAGACGGACAAAGAGGAAGAAGAACAGGGGGAGGAGGAGGACAAGAAAGAGUGGCGGCCCUUCAGCCUUGGGGAGCGACAGCUGAGCUAUGAGCAGAAGCUGGGCCUGCACGACGCUUUGAUGCACGAUACGCCCCCAGUCAUCCUGCUGGAAAUUGACGGUCCGCCGGAUUACGGCCGCUUGCCGCAGUCUCUAGCCUACAUCAAGAGGAGGCAGGGAGCACUCGCGUGGAAUCAAAGCAAACACGAUAGACGCUUCUGGAAAAAGCUCAGGUUGCUCAUGCCGGACGUGCCGGCCAGCAGACGAUCAAGACCCCAUCAAGAUCACAUCUUGUUAGUGCAAGCGGAAGCAACAAAAUUGGAGAUGGAUUUCUUCCCGCUCAUCCUGAUGGUGACCGCACUUCACCCUUCUGCCACACAGGAGCUCUCGUGCGAAGACUUUGAUGUGGAGGACUAUGUGCUCAUAGAAGGCGAAUCCUUCCAACUUGUUCCGUACAUCCUGGACGACUCCGUGGUGCCCUUGGAAAGGUUCACGUGGUUCAGAAAUUCUUCAGGCCGAGAGCGUGCCGUGGUCCCAUCCGGUGAAAUGGAGAGGAUUCACCACCACGCCGGCGCGCUCUUCCUCUUGAACGUCACCGUGAAGGACUCGGGUUUCUACACGGCUCGCCAAAACAUCACGGGCGAGGCGUGUGAGAACUAUUAUGUGAAUAUCACGGUCCUAGAAGCGAGUCGAGCUGACAAGGAGCACUUCUACGGCGCUCUGGAUGAUUCCGGAAGGAACAAACAUCUAGUGUGUCCUGACCCGGUGGCCAAUAUCUGCAGGAGGUUGGGCGGAGCCUUUAGCUGGUACAAGAACGACACUCUGCUUACUGGUCGGCGAUCAGAUGCCAUGUGGCUACACAGCCUAACGGCCGAAGACCAAGGCGUGUACACGUGUGUGUGCACGUGGACUCAUGGGAGCCACCAGUACACCACGUCGGGUUCUAGGGAAGUCACAAUCAAAAAUUCGUUCUCCUCCAAUUUGCUUAUCUUGGCGCCCACAAAGAACAUCAGCACCCAUGAAGGCGUAGAACUGCGGCUCAACUGUUCUGUGUUCUGCGGAACCAACAUAAAUCCGAAAUGCUCGGCUCGAUGGCAAGUCGGCGAGAAGAACGGCAAGCGCGAUGGCUACAUUCAGAGCAUGAACGUCCACACCUCCUCGCCUUCCCAGAGCACGGUUGCCACGGCGAUCCUUACCAUCGCCAAAUUAUCAUCCAGAGAUUUCCGAACAAAUUUCAAAUGCAUCGGCAGCGACGGCUUCUUGACGAGGGAGCGGUUCUUCACACUGAGCCCUAGAGAUACACUCACUCCACUGUGGCUCGCUGGAGUGGGUGUUGUGUUAUUGUGUGUGUCUGCUGUCAUCCUGGUCAAAGUCUUCACUGUGGACAUCACGCUGCUCUUAAGACCUUACUUGCCCAUGGCUGUCUGCAAUAAAGAUUCCAAGAGGUACGACGCGUAUGUAGUGUUGGAAACGCCGUCGGCUCAACGACGGCAGAAUGAAGGAGUGCAGUACCCCGAGAGGCCACCAGAGGACGCCAACAAGCACAUGUUGGCUUUUGUGGAGCAGCUGGUGUCGGUCCUGGAAAACGCUUGCCGAUAUCACCUCUUCGUGCAGCACAGAGACAACUUGCCAGGAGAAGCCCACAUUGCGCAGGUUCAGAAAAGCAUCGAGCAGAGUCGCAGGCUGAUAGUGGUUCUCGCCCCACAUUCGGAAUCAUCCGAUCAGCAGAUUGAUUCCUCCCCUCGCCUCAGCACGGCAGGCUUUGAUUGGCAGGUGGCUCUACACCACGUUCUCACCCAACCCAACAUGGCCGUCAUCCUCAUUCAGGUGGGCCAAGCGGGGGAUUACGCCCACCUUCCCAUGACCCUGCGCUAUCUGCUUGCCAAGAACGCCCCCCUCAACUGGUCGCCCGAGUCACACGGCACCGCCACGCGCCACUCGCGCUUCUGGAAGAACGUUCGCUACCUCAUGCCCGUCAGGCCCGCUACGCGUCCACCACAAUUGUGCCGACAGGAGGGAGAUAAAGGCUACACAGGAAAAUGGUGGGGGGAGUUAGCGCUGUAGUUUCCCUUUUCCCCACAAGUGGGAGACAAAGUUUACUUUGUGAUAUGUUUGAAGUGUACUUGUCCCUUUUAUUUCAAAUCCUUUGUUGACACCAUAACGUUUGAUUAAACAAGCAGUCCCACCAAAAUACCCGGAGGAAACCUACGCAAGCACGGGGAGAAGAAACGCUACAGAAAGAAAGCCGGAGCAGUAAUCAUUUGUGAACUGUGAGGCGGACAUGCAAGCCAGUGUGUCGCCUCUUCAUUCUUUCACUUCAUUGACUUGAUUUCUCACUCAUCAUUACACAUGCAGUUUCUGCAGAAAUUGUACAUUU